AUGGGUUCUCUCUAUACUCCGCCAGCUUGCGUGGCUUUCGUUACAGUCACCUUCGCAUCACCUUUUACUCGAUCCGCUGCUCGAGCCGCAACGAGCGGAUAUGAGUUCCGCGUUGUCCGCGCUGUGCUGUCGCGCCAGGAGCCGAGGGAAAGCUCGGUGCGCGUAGAGCCUCCGCGCGCGCGCGUUCCUCCGCUCAUCGCGCGUGGGGCUCCGCGCGCGCCUUACCCCGCCAGGCGUGUUACGCAGCCGCCCCGCGGCCCGCGCUCGCAGCCCGCGAGAGCCGCGCUGCAGGCGGGGUCGACCUCUACUAGUAGCGCGGGGAGCGAAGGCAGUGUGACUGUAACGGGCGGCGCGGAGGAGCAGCUGAGCGCGUCGGCGGCGGUGCGGACGUUGGGAGCGGCGGAAUCGGAGCAGUCGGAGCGGUUCGAGUGGAGCCGCGCGUGGUACGCGGUGGGCGUGGCGGCGGACAUGGACGCGAGUCGCCCGCACGCGCUCACAGUGGUGGGCCGCCCCCUCGUGCUCUGGCGGGACGCCUCUCUCUCCUGGCGCUGCUUCCUCGACCAGUGCCCGCACCGCUUAGUUCCACUCUCCGAGGGCCGCAUAGACGCAGAGGGGCGGCUAGCAUGUUCGUACCACGGGUGGGCGUUUGCAGGCAGUGGUGCGUGCCAGCUCAUCCCCCAGGCCGCCCCGGAGCUCCCCGGCCAGCCACCCCGCGCCCUCGCCUCCCCCCGCGCCUGCGCCACUGCCUUCCCCGUGAAGGAGAUGCAUGGAGUGCUGUUCGUGUGGCCCGAUAAGCACUCAGCACACCAGGCUGAGUCAACCCCUCUCCCCCUCCCAAACGGAGUAGACUUUAACGAGUACACAGUGUUCCCCGCGUACUCGCGCGUGCUGCCGUACGGGUUUGAGUUCCUGGGGGAGAACCUGGCGGACCCGUCGCACUUCCCCUUCGCGCACCAUGGAGUGGGGACGACCACGAGGGAGCAGGGCGGGCCCAUGAAGGCGAUUGCUGUCGCUGAGUCGGGCGCAGCUGGCUUCCACGGCCCGUUCCACAUGGAGAGCUCCGAGCUGCCCUCCGACUUCGCCUUCCAAGCGCCUCAGCUCGUCGUCUACACCUACUACCUCAAGCAGCAGCAGCCGAAGUUCCCCUUCUUCAAGAGCAAGGCGGAGGCAGCAGCAGCACCUCCAAACGCGUUCAAGCUGUGUCUAUACAUGACGCCCAGUGCACCCGGCAGCAGCAUCGUGGUGAGCCUGCAGAUGCUGAGGCGCGGCGACGGCAAGAAGAUGGGCUUCCCCCUGCCGCCCUGGUCUGUGCACCUCCGCCAGCACCAGAUCUACGAUGGCGAUGCCUAUUUCCUGCACUGCCAGGAGCGAACCUUGCAGCACCGGGAGCAGCAGCAGCAGCAGCAGCAGCAGCAGCAGCAGGGCGCGCAAGGAGAGAGCAAGGAAGGGGAGUCAGAGCAAGGAGCAGGGAGCGGGAGGGGCAGCGGGUGGAGGGCGUUUUACAUGCCCACUUCCUCGGACCUCUUUGUCGUUGCCUUCAGGCAGUGGCUCGCCAAGUAUGCCGGUGGAGCCGUGGCAUACCCGCCUGCCUUCUCAGGCGUGUCCCUGCCCCCCCAGCCGGCACCCAAGGAGGUGGUGUUGGACCGAAUGGCCUCCCACACGGCACACUGCACCUCCUGCUCCUCCGCCCUCGCCACCCUGCAGCGCGCGCACCUGCUGCUGCCCGCUCUCUCCCUGCUUGCCGCUGCUGCUGCUGCCGCCUCCACCUCCCUGCGUGCUCGUGUGCCUCUUGCUCUGCUCGCCGUGGCAGCUGCUUUGGCUGCCUGGAAGGCGCAGGAAUUUGCCAAGGAGUUUGAGUAUACUGGGUGGGACCAUGCGAGAAAGGACUGA
Closterium sp. Yama58-4 is the source of this 1890-nucleotide messenger RNA. The record is from the annotation of a GenBank genome assembly. NCBI's taxonomy places the organism in Eukaryota, Viridiplantae, Streptophyta, Zygnematophyceae, Desmidiales, Closteriaceae.